AUGCGCGCUUUCAUCGUCUUGUGUUUAGUGGCCGUCGCCACCGCCGAUAAGCUCGGCUACAACUACCAGCCGGUAGGACACUCCAGCUCAGGAUUGUCGUUCGCUCCUGGCAGCGGCAGUGGAAGUAUCGGUGGUGGAAGCCUGGGAGGUUCCCUUGGAGGACUCGGCGGUGGCUCUCUGAGCGGACUCGGUAGUGGCAACUUCGGAAGCCUUGACAGCGGUCUGGGCGGUUCAGGAUUGGGCGGCUCUGGUCUGAGCGGUCUUGGCGGCUCUGGAUUGGGCGGCUCUGGUCUGGGCGGAUCUGGUCUGAGCGGUCUUGGUGGCUCAGGACUCGGCGGCUCUGGACUCGGCAGCUCAGGAUUCGAUGGACCCGUCGACUACAACGCUGCUCCUUCAUCGGAAUUGAACAAGGAAUUCUUCACUUUCACCGCCAACGAGGAAGACUUCGAUGAGCCCCAGGCUUUGGAACGUGCCUCCAGCUCAGUGAACAAGGGUCUGCGCGUUGUCUUCAUCAAGGGACCCGAGAACCGUGGCCUAGAAAACGCUGCUCUGGCUUUGGCUAAGCAGGCUGCCGAGCAACAGACCGCCAUCUAUGUCCUGAACAAGCAGGCUGACAUUGGAGAUCUGGCCAGCAUGUUGAACGCCAUCCGCAGCAACAGCAACAACAAGCCCGAGGUUCACUUCGUCAAGUACCGCACUCCUGAGGAUGCUGCCAACGCUCAGCGUGCCAUUCAGUCGCAGUACGACUCUCUGGGUGGAGCCAGCCAGAACCACAACGGUGGUGUUGCCAAGGCUUUGAACUUCGCUUCGGCCCCACAGUUCCGUCAGCAGAAUGCUCAGAUCCCCGAGAACUCGUAUCUGCCAUCAUCGGUGCUGCGUCGUCUGCGUUUCCGUUACUAAGUCAAAGACCAUUCAUAAUUUUUUUUGUUGACUCUGUUAUCUAUUGAUUUGUCAAA
This is a messenger RNA of Drosophila nasuta, 956 nucleotides long. RefSeq names its product TweedleN (gene TwdlN). Bases 1 to 900 code for a protein of 299 amino acids. Gene Ontology annotation, biological process: chitin-based cuticle development. The record is from RefSeq and is a predicted model, not a curated record. Gene Ontology annotation, cellular component: chitin-based extracellular matrix. The transcript has a single exon. Lineage: Eukaryota; Metazoa; Arthropoda; Insecta; Diptera; Drosophilidae. Gene Ontology annotation, molecular function: structural constituent of chitin-based larval cuticle.